Protopterus annectens (West African lungfish) is the source of this 4371-nucleotide messenger RNA. It is a transcript of the gene ARHGAP19, whose product is annotated as Rho GTPase activating protein 19. NCBI's taxonomy places the organism in Eukaryota, Metazoa, Chordata, Ceratodontiformes, Protopteridae. Gene Ontology annotation, molecular function: GTPase activator activity. Gene Ontology annotation, cellular component: cytoplasm. The record is from RefSeq and is a predicted model, not a curated record. Gene Ontology annotation, biological process: signal transduction; regulation of small GTPase mediated signal transduction.
CAGGACGAAAGCGGAGGGGGAUUUGAAAAAAAUCAAAUAUAAAAAGCAUGGCGUUAAGUAGGACUGGAGUGAAGCAAACUGAUAGAAGGGACACCAUCUGUAACAUUGUCAUUAGCAAUGAAUCCUCUCUUCGGAGCCAGCCAGUUAUUUUCAAUCCAGAUUUCUUUGUGGAAAAGCUGAAACACGAAAAGCCUGAUGUAUUUAUGGAAUUGGUUGUCAGCAACAUUACACGGUUAAUUGAUCUGCCUGGGACUGAGUUUGCAGAGCUGAUAGGCGAAGCGGACCCAAAAUUGCCUGUUUCUUCUUAUUCAACUGCGUUUUUUCGCACCUUUAGCUUUUUAAAACGUAAAGAAAAAGGAGUAAUAUUUGGAACACCAUUGACAGAAGAAGGCAUUGCUCAGAUUUAUCAGCUGAUUGAGUAUCUUCAUAAAAAUCUGAAGAAAUUUGAUGAUAAAGGGAACAAGACAAACACGCCUGACAAGGAGCGCCAGAUUGAGGCUCUGCAGCUGCUUUUCCUGCUACUUCCACCACCCAAUCGCAACUUCUUGAAACUUUUGCUGGACCUCCUGUAUCACACGGCCAAGCAACAGGACAAGAAUAAGAUGUCUGCUCACAACCUGGCUCUUAUGUUUACUCCACACAUUUUGUGGCCCAAAAAUGUUACAGCUGGGGACUUGCAGGACAACAUUGCAAAGUUAAACAAUGGCAUGGCCUUUAUGAUCAAACACUCUCAAAAACUUUUUCGGGCUCCUACUUAUAUUCGUGAACAUGCUAGGCUGCAUUUCCCGAAUUCCAGAAUUCACACAUCAAAGGAUGACUUGGAAUUACUUUCAUCACGCACGUCCAGAAGUUUCUUGCUGUUUAAAUCACAAAAAAGAAACCUGUUGGAUCCUGAAUCAUCUUCCCAGCCGGAGGAGACCCAGCAGAGGACAGAAGCAGCACUGAAGGAGCUUUUCCAUCAUGUCCACAACAUGCCAGAGUCUGCCAAAAAGAAAAAACUCCUCAGACAGUUUAAUAAACAGCCGAAUGCUAGCACCCCUGUUUCAGAAGCACCAGCACCUCAGUGGAAGAGACAUAGCAGAUCAAGAUCAUUUAGUGGCCUCAUUAAGCGGAAAGUUCUAGGCAACCAGUACAUAAUGGAAAAGAAAAGUAAAGCAUUUAGCCCCGAUACUCCAUCUGACGCAACAGAUGUAUCCUGCGAGGAAAAUGUAAAUGUGUUGAAAUCUCGGGACUCCCCUGCUCUCCUCAUGCCGUGGAUACGUUCAAAGUCUUCAGAUGAGUUUCUUAAAGCGAAGCCUUCCCACUCAAAGGUAUACUUUACUCGAACUGAUGAAUCAUGCUUCUAAAGUGAAAGAGCAACCUUUACAGUCAUACUCAAGACUCCUUAACUCUUAACCUGUGGAUAAGAAAAUCCUGCAAAACUGUGAGCAGACUAAUAUUUUACAUUCUUCAAUUUAACUUCACUGGAACUUCAGAUUCGUAGCAUCAGCCACAAGACCAGCAUUUGAAAUGGGUACACACCACUUUCUAAAUGGACUGUCAUUUUGCUGCUAAAUUAAUAAGAACUUCUUUGUGAAAAAGUACUGUAAUCAGCUGUGUGAUGGUAUCUUUCACACCCUGAUAUCAGAAUAGACAGUUGAUAUUGUCUUAAUUUUGUUUCCCAGUGCAUACCAGUUUCAUUGCAAUUUAUUACUGUAUCCUUAUUUUCACUGUGAGAUUAACCUCCUUUAAGGUAACUACUGUGGAGCUUCCCAGCUCUCUAAUCUCUGUGGUGAUUUUGUAAAAUAGGGUGUCUGGGUAAGAUACAAGAGAUCUCUAGCACCGUUUCCCCCAUGUUGAGUUGGAGCGCUCUUCCAUGUUCACUGAGGGUUUGUGGGAUCAUUUACAUUUAUUUUCACUGCUAUGUCUCAUGAGUGACUAAAAAUGUUUUAAUGUUUGCUCUAAUGUCUUAUCAGAAAACAAAAAAAGCUUUUUACUUAGAAAUGAGUGCUCUGAACAUAUAGCUUUGAACCUGAAACCGGAUUCUGAUAACCAGCUCAACCUCUGCUAGAAAACCCUGCAUUUUCUAAUCUAUCAUUUGUAGUAUUUCUUCCAUUUGUAUGUGCGGUUCAUGGAAGAGGACAUGUCUGCACUCUGUUUUUAGAAAGAGAAGAAGAAUCUAUUGUAGAAUUGUUUAUCAAGUACUAAGGCUAGGAUGAUGGAGGUUCGGUAGCAAGUUUUUGCAUAAAGAAAAGUAAUGGCUUGAUUAGGCUGAUUACGAUAAGUACUGCAGCAUUGCACAUAUUUGCGUGCAUAUAUAGUUGCAGUAAUUGAUUUUUGAACGAAUUACUUAGUUGAGGUGCCUUACCUUUUGUUUAACAGAACACUGAGCGGAGCUUUAGGAACAGGGAUCGUAGAUUCCAAUUUCAGUAGUACUAGGCUCCUUGAAGUAGUACAUUUCCCUCAACGAAAAGGAAAUGCCACUUAAGCUGUCUUUUGUUUAAAUUUAUCAGAAAAAGCAGGUUUCGGAGCAUUCAUUUCUGAUGUGAAACAUCUUGUUUGAUGAGCCAAAAUGUAGCUUUAUACAUGCUUUUGUGCUUUUAAUAUUUUGUAUGAUGCGUUUUGUUAUAUUUUAACUGUCAUUUUUUUCUUUGUGCAAUUGUAUUAUUGCAACACUUCCACUGAACCUAGAUUUUAAGUCUAGGGAGGCGGGGAGAAGUUAGAUAUUAGUUAUCCCAGAUUGGGAUGGGUACAUGUUUGUAAUGGGUGGGGAUUAGAUCCAUUAGGAACAUUAUUUAUGGAGACUGUGAAGCUUACCUAUGCAUUGAGAGACAAAGGAAGCAUUUGUGUUGUGUGCAAAUCAGAGAGCUUGUUGUUCGCCACCAACUGGUGACAUUUUAAGAGUUUGUAGAAAAGACUGCUUUGCAGUCUGCUUUAUUAGGCAGACUGAGUUACAAAAGUUGUUUGAGGGUAUUUUGUAAAGACUGCAGAAGGAAAAUUUAGCAAGGUGCCAUAAUCUCUAGAUUUAUAGAAUGCACCAUCAUCUACAUUAAACUUUUUACCCCUCCAUUUGUAAUGGUUUCAGAUUAUCAGGUACCACAGUUUUUUCUAGUAACAGUGGAAUAUAAGCCAAGCAUAUGGUAUUCCUUGUGUUGUCACAUGUAAUGAACUGCUGCAUUGUGAAUUAGCACAAUGGUAUGGACUUGCUGUCCACUAAGUUGGGGGGGGGGGGCAAUGUCUCAAUACAGGCAUUUUGUAAUCGGCGUAGAACUGAAGCCUGUAGGACUUUGUUGGGGAUGUAGGUUUUAUAUGUUCUCUUCACUGCUGUAUUAGGCCCUACUAACCAAGUAAACCCUUUGAUUUGAGCUCCAUUUUUUGAUGGUCUUCGUUUAAAGGGAUAUGCUGAUCAUUUUAAGUAAUGCAGCAUUUCCUCCUCAUUGUGUGUAUAGUCGUGCGCCCCCCAAUAUGGUUUCAUUUCUCUAAUAGGGUGCUAACGGUCUGGUUUCUGUUGGAAUUUUAGACAGGACAAGUGAUACAGAAAGUGAAGAGGAUAUGAUUGUGUACAGGAUACUGAAUUCAGAUUGUUUAUGUGGAUACAGAGUAUAUUGUUUGCUAUUUUUCCCAAAGGGGUGGUGUUGGAUAUGGACCAUUUUGUUUUAUAGUUAAAAAAAUUGUAUAAUUUUUUUUUAUUUGUUUUUAUGUAGCUGCUGACUUAUACUUAACAAAAUGUGUUUUGCUGUUGUAAUUGCUUCAACAGUUGGUGCCUGCUUUUAAAGCAAUAUUUAUUUUUUUACAAAAAUUAACUUUAUUGUUACUUGUAUGUACACUUAUGUGCAGAGUAAAUGGUUGCUAAAAGUGUCUCAUGUCCCCAGAUGUUACAUAUUGAGAAGUCAUUGAAAAUGCAAGUAUAACCAAACUGUUCUAAUUUUUUAUGCUCCAGUCAGUGUCCUUAUUCACCUUUUGGUUUAUUCUUUAUUUUCAGGAGUGCCACUUUGCUAGUCCUGUAACUUAUGUUGACAUAUCUGUUCUAUCCCAUCCAUCCUGAUAAAGAUGAAGUGCUCCAUGCAAGAGCUCUGGCCAUUUAAAAUGAUCUGCUAGAGGAGCAAAAUUCACAUAGGCUAUCCUAACUGAAGCUGGUCAUUGCCAUUUUAUAUUGGCUUUUUGAAUCUCCAGUUUUUAAUGUAGAUCUGAAUGUAGUGAGGGCAUCCUAAUGUUAAAGGAUAAAAUAUUUUGGGAUUUGCAGUUGUUAACACAUUUUGUGAUACCAUUGAAUUUACGGUUACUGUCUCUUUUAUGUUUAAGUAAAAAAAAAAAAAAUCUAACAUAAGGUUAUAUUGUAAAUAUAUUUUGCUAAUAUUGGGCACUAUUAAAAUGGCAGCCUCUUAAAAUCAA